AUGGUGAAGUCAAAACUGUCCUUGGAUGAGGAUCUGCAAUCGGAUGGAUGGAUUCCUGUCUCUCUACUCUGCCCUCUCGCUCUCACGCGUAUCAAAACCCCUGUGCGAUCAGUGAACUGUGAUCAUCUGCAGUGCUUUGAUCUGUCCUCCUAUCUGACAAUCAACAAGAAGCGUCCUCGAUGGUCCUGUCCCGUCUGCAGUUCACCCGCCCCGUUCCGCGAUCUCCGACGCGAUGACUUUUUCGUCAAACUGAUGGCCGAUGGGUGUAUGACAAAUGUUGAAAUGGUCCACGUAACUGCCAAUGGGUACCUGCCAGGAGCCUCUACUCUCACGAAAUAUGGUUCCGCUGCUCCCAUAUCCACCAAAGAAUUAAUUCCAAAAAUGUCUUCUUCUGCCAACUCGACAAUUGCUGCUGAUCCUCCACUGCCCAAUGAGAUAUCUAUGAUGUCGCCGUGUAUAUUGGAGUCAUAUUUCUUGCCCAGGCCCGGGACACCAGGAGAAUGUGAAAUUUAUCCAUUCAAUGGCUGUGUCCUUCUCCUUGACGACGAUGAUGAAGAUCAGGAGGGUAACGUGACCCAACUCGCUGAUGUCCAUUCCAUUGCUGCCACCACCACUGAACAGUCCGAAAAGCGUACUUUUGUGGCGCUUAAUUCUGCACCAAGAACGUAG
Messenger RNA from Dibothriocephalus latus, 669 nucleotides. The record is from the annotation of a GenBank genome assembly. NCBI's taxonomy places the organism in Eukaryota, Metazoa, Platyhelminthes, Cestoda, Diphyllobothriidea, Diphyllobothriidae.